Molecule: messenger RNA, 503 nt
Organism: Euleptes europaea (tarantolino)
Lineage: Eukaryota; Metazoa; Chordata; Lepidosauria; Squamata; Sphaerodactylidae
Gene: NDUFA12
Product: NADH:ubiquinone oxidoreductase subunit A12
Exons: 4
Coding region: 5-445 (146 amino acids)
Biological process (GO): response to oxidative stress; mitochondrial respiratory chain complex I assembly
Cellular component (GO): membrane
Source: RefSeq, a predicted model, not a curated record
GAAAAUGGCGGAGUACGUCCAGGUGGCGAAGAGGGCGUUGCAGCAGCUUAGUGGCCAUGGUGGUCUUCGCGGGCUCUUGUUACAACUGCUCAGGGUCAAUGACCUGAAGACUGGUAUGUUAGUAGGCACUGACAAAUAUGGAAACAAAUAUUAUGAAGACAACAGGUACUUCUUUGGUCGUCACAGGUGGGUUGUGUAUACUGAGGAAAUGAAUGGCAAAAAUACAUUCUGGAACGUGGACGGAAGCAUGGUGCCACCUGAGUGGCAUCGCUGGCUUCACUGCAUGACAGACGACCCCCCAACUACACACCCACCAGUGACUCGUAAAUUCAUUUGGGAUAACCAUAAAUUCAAUCUAAGUGGCACUCCUGGACAGUAUGUACCAUAUUCUACCACCCGUAAGAAGAUACAGGAGUGGAUUCCACCUUCUAUACCCAGCAAAUGAAUGGAAAAGAACUUGAUGAUUUGCCAAACGUUAGGUAUAUAGUGUGAAUUGUAUCUUU